AAACGAGGAACUCUAUACGAAUAGUGAAACUCGUGAUGAGUAGAAAGAUGUAAGGUUAUAAGAUCUCUAAUGAUAACUGGAAUACUUUGAUUCAGUGAAAUAUUAUGAUCAAGUCAAGAUGCACAAUAUCACAAACUUAGUGACUGUAGAAGUGCUUUAGAUGAUUAUUAAUUAAUUUUUUGAAAAUACAAUACAGCAAUCAUGUCAUUUUAUAUGCGACUUGUUCGCAGUAAACCCAUCCGUUUAUUAGGAAAUAUAGUUAUAAAAUGUUGGGCUUUCUCUGGAACUUAUAUACUUGCUUGUUUUCUCCUAUACUGGCUGUAUGGUGGAAUUUCUGCUUUUUUCCUACUUUGUUUUGCCAUUACAGGUAUGUUAUAUCAUAGAGAAGAUCAACUUGUAUAUCGUCCAGAGUUACCAGCUAAUUCUCGGGUAUAUGUUCCUGCACCUUCAAUAUUUAAAUUACCUUAUCAAAGUAUUUAUACUAAAUCAGAAGAUGGUAUAAUGAUACACAUGUUUUUUAUUUCUCAACCAGAAGAUAAAGCAAAAAAGGUGCCUACUUUGCUAUUUCUUCAUGGCAAUGCUGGUAAUGUAGGACAUAGAUUACAAAAUGCAGUUGGAUUAUAUCAUACUAUUAAAUGUAAUAUUUUAAUGUUAGAGUACAGAGGCUAUGGUUUAUCACAAGGUUCGCCAUCUGAAGAGGGAUUAUAUAUGGAUGCUAGAGCAGGAAUUGAUUAUUUAUCUAGUAGAACUGAUAUAAAUACAAAUGAAAUAAUUGUAUUUGGUAGAUCAUUAGGUGGAGCUGUAGCCAUUAAUUUAGCUACAAAACCAGAAAAUUCACAAAGAAUUUGGUGUCUAAUUCUUGAGAAUACUUUUACUAGUAUUCCUGAUAUGGCAGCAUUACUUUUUGGAUUAAAAUGUUUGCAAUAUUUACCCCUUUUUUUGUAUAAAAAUAAGUAUUUAUCCAUUCUCAAAAUGCGAUCGGUAAUGGUGCCUACGUUAUUUAUUUCUGGCCUGGCGGAUACUUUAGUACCUCCGCGUAUGAUGCAAGAUCUUUAUAAGAACUGUAAAAGUCCGUAUAAAAAGAUACUUACAAUCACUGGAGGUACACACAAUGAAACGUGGUAUCAACCACGCUAUUAUGAAAAUAUCUGUAAUUUUUUAAAUGAAUUAAGAGAAAAUCCUCCAGUUCAAGUGACAUCUAGUCACUGGCAAAUAGAUGAUAUAUAA
Eufriesea mexicana is the source of this 1227-nucleotide messenger RNA. RefSeq names its product abhydrolase domain containing 13-like protein Bem46 (gene Bem46). The record is from RefSeq and is a predicted model, not a curated record. NCBI's taxonomy places the organism in Eukaryota, Metazoa, Arthropoda, Insecta, Hymenoptera, Apidae. Gene Ontology annotation, cellular component: membrane. Bases 202 to 1227 code for a protein of 341 amino acids. The transcript is spliced from 6 exons. Gene Ontology annotation, molecular function: palmitoyl-(protein) hydrolase activity.